Molecule: messenger RNA, 264 nt
Organism: Symbiodinium sp. CCMP2592
Lineage: Eukaryota; Dinophyceae; Suessiales; Symbiodiniaceae
Source: the annotation of a GenBank genome assembly
AUGUGCGGAGCUGGGCGGCUCGCCGAGCUCCUGCGACGGUUCAAGCUGGCUCCUGGUGCGACACAGGCGGAGCUGCGGGGAGCCUACUACAAGCGUGCGAAGCUGCUCCAUCCGGACAUCGCGGGCGAGGCCUCGCAGGCGGACUUCCGCCGCCUCCGGGAGGACGAUGGGAGCUUAAGGGGCGAAAAGGCUUUGAACCUCUUUGUGGCCCAGGAAGACUGUGGGGAGAGACUCCGCAAAGACGCACGGAUGCCUAGGGCCUAG